GCCUGUCAAGAAGGAAACUAUCCUACUACUUAAGCACUACUUAAAAGCUAUUUAGGCCGAAAUCACUUGCUGUAGUAAUAUCAAUUACCUGCGACCUAACAGAGAGCUUCUACUGCCUUGUAAUUAGGGAUUUGUUGUAUGAGCUGCCCUUUUCGGUUACUGGGUUCGAUCUUUGUGAAAUAAAUUUUUCUUAAGUUUCUCUUCGCGCAUAAUCAUGGUGCUAGAAGGAUUGACAGCAGGUGAUUUUGCCAUAGAAGACAACUUAGACAAGGCAGAAGCUGCACAAGCCUACGAAAAGGGCGGUGCAGCCGAAUUGGCCCGCGUCCUGCGGAAGCGCAAUGAGAGUUGGAAGACGGUUCCGCUCAAUAUAGCUGUCAUCGGCAACAGCGGCGUCGGCAAGUCCAGCUACAUUAACCGUAGCCGUGACCUCGGGGCCGAAGACGAAGGUGCUGCCAAGGUCGGCAUAACGGAGACCACGGCAAGCGUCCAUUCGUACGUCCACCCUAAAAACCCUUUGCUGCGGUACUGGGACUGCCCGGGUGUGGGUACUACCUAUUUUCCACAAACCACGUACCUGGAAGACAUUCAGUUCAAGCGCUACGAUUUCUAUUUGCUCCUGUCCAGCAGUCGCUUCACGGCCAAUGACCAAUGGCUGGCAGACCAGAUAAAAAAAGCUGGCAAAAAAUUCUUCUACGUGCGGACCAAGUGUGGCAUCGACGUAUCUAACCAACGCAACGACUAUCCUAAAUCUUGCACUGGAAAAACGGAUGCCCAGAUCCUGCAGCAUGUGCGAAAUGGUAUCAUCCGCAACCUUGACCUUGGAACGGCGGAAGACAGUAUCAUCUUCCUCAUCGACAACCAUAAACCGAAAGAGUUUGACUUCGAGAUGCUGCAAGACAAAUUACUGGAAGGUUUGCCGCAGUUGAAACGCGAGGCAUUCCUUUACUCUCUCAAUCCCAUGGGCAUGCUCAGCAAAAAAAUCCUCCAGAAUAAGGUGGAUGCACUGCGGAACCGGGUAUGGAAAGUAGCGCUGCUAUCCGGUGUGGUUGGUCUGGUGCCAAUACCGGGGGUAUCCGCUGGAUUCGACAUUGGCCUGGUGCUGGCCGAGUGUAAAUUCUACCAGGAGCAGCUUGGACUAGACCCGCAAUCACUGGCGUUAACGGCUCAGAUGCAUGAGGUUGAUCUGACCAUCUUAAUGCAAAUGGUGUCCAUGUCGGUUCCGACCGUGAUCGGCAAGGAUUUCCUGAUCGCCCUCGGCAAGGAGCUGGCGGUGGAGACAAUUGGCCAGGUGGUGGAGGAGGUACUUAAGUUCAUUCCGUUUAUCGGAUCGCUGGUGGGGGCGCCGCUCUCUUUCACACUGACCCGCUUCAUGCUGCUCUGCAUCCUGGGCAGGAUGGAAACCGCCGCCAAGGAGGUUAUCGACAUUUGCAUCCAGAAAGCUCGCCAACUGGCGCUGGAGGAUACCCGCAAAGAUUGUGAGGACCUCAGAAAUAAGACGCCGGCAUCCUAGACAUGCAGCUAAAAUUAAUUUGUUUCUUGACCAGUCGUGCAGCACCAUCCAAUCAUAACCUGCGCCAUACCAUAGAAUUAAACCGAUCGGCAACUUUUAAUAAGCCUGCUUAAUCUGCUUAAACAGCCAACCUUUUUCGCAUGCUGCCGGCCGGUGCAGUUAAUAGGCGAUUUACUGUUUAAUAUUCAAAUUAAUCCUAUAAUAUUAUGAUUAAUCAUAUGCCUAAUUCAGUAUAACGUGUUUUAUUUCACCUGAGGUACAACGUAAUUUUGUAAUAACUGAAAACAUCAACAUUUUUUACAACAUCAGAAUUUCAUUAAAAAUUUUCCGCUUUUCCAUCGUCCCCAUAACCGACGCCGCGUUGCCGCGCUGAAUUCUGCAUGGUUAGAGCGUCCUGAUCGUUUAAUGCAUACACGUACCGCAAAUCGCAUCCCUCCCCCAUUAUGCUGCAGUGCCUUGUAUGUUAAGAAGCGUAUGUUGUUGUAGGUUGUAAAGUGGCAAAGUGCGAAUUCUUUUGUGCACUUACAAGUAUGUCUGACACCAUGGUCCCUGUAGAACGCUUCGCAGCUGUCAAGCAUUCGAUAUGGCCAGAAAAAAACAGCCUCUUAGAUGUUCCCUGUAUUCCGUCGUCUUGCUACAUGCGCUAUCUACGCUGGUGUUCCAACUCGCUUUUUAGCAUUCUUCAGCGCUGCUAAUGACCAUUAGUUAUGCAAUUCAGCUUUCGGCUAGUUUUUUGUUUUCCAUUAUUGUGCUACUAGUGCAUUAUUUUUUAGAGCAUUAUAUGCUUGAGUAAAAGGUAACCAAUAAAUUACACCAACUCUG
Molecule: messenger RNA, 2332 nt
Organism: Paramacrobiotus metropolitanus
Lineage: Eukaryota; Metazoa; Tardigrada; Eutardigrada; Parachela; Macrobiotidae
Product: interferon-inducible GTPase 5-like
Exons: 2
Coding region: 215-1510 (431 amino acids)
Cellular component (GO): membrane
Molecular function (GO): GTP binding; GTPase activity
Source: RefSeq, a predicted model, not a curated record